AGGGUGGGUUCCUGAAUAAUUGGCAACCCGGUUAAGGCCGAGUCUGUAUACUGGUGUAGGGAGAAGUGUUAGCUAACUGCUAAUAAAAAUGCCACCUAAAGGAAAGGGUGGUAAGGGGGCAAAAGGAGGUGCCUCGGACAGUGGAGACAAGAGUGACAAGAAGGAGAAAGCUCAGAAAGGAGGCACUGCAGUAAAGGUACGCCAUAUUCUUUGUGAGAAACAUGGGAAAUGCAUGGAGGCUAUGGAGAAGCUGAAGUCUGGAGUGCGCUUUAGUGAAGUGGCAUCACAGUACAGCGAAGACAAAGCUAGACAAGGGGGUGACCUGGGCUGGAUGACUCGAGGAUCAAUGGUGGGACCAUUUCAGGAUGCUGCAUUUGCGCUGCCUGUCAGCACAAUGGAUAAGCCUGUAUACACGGAUCCUCCCGUGAAGACAAAGUUCGGCUACCACAUCAUCAUGGUUGAAGGCAAAAAGUGACCUUUGUCCCUGAGUGGACUUCAUGGUUCAUCCAAGCUUUUUUUUUUUUUUUUUUUAAACAAAUGGUGUAAAUAUCAUUUAAUAAAAGCCAAACUGAAAAAGCAUCUUUUUGGACACACACAAACCCCCACACACACUCACAUACACACAAACCCAUACACUCACAUACACACUCACAUACACAUACACACUCACAUACACUCCAUUGAGCCUAGGUAUAAGUCCUUGCUAUAACUGCUAUCUCAUCCUGUAUGUUUUUCUUGCCUUUUGGUCAGUGUUUCCAUGAUCUGAAUCCCCUCCAUCCCCCUAACCAGGAUAAAGUAGUUAGUAUAAAUGAUUGCAUUGAUAAACAUGGGUUACUUGAAGGAGAUUUACUGAGUCAGCUACAGUGGCAUCUACGAUUUCAUUAAACAAUGACGUUCACACAACA
Molecule: messenger RNA, 905 nt
Organism: Tachysurus vachellii
Lineage: Eukaryota; Metazoa; Chordata; Actinopteri; Siluriformes; Bagridae
Gene: pin4
Product: protein (peptidylprolyl cis/trans isomerase) NIMA-interacting, 4 (parvulin)
Exons: 4
Coding region: 89-475 (128 amino acids)
Biological process (GO): rRNA processing
Molecular function (GO): peptidyl-prolyl cis-trans isomerase activity; DNA binding
Source: RefSeq, a predicted model, not a curated record